UCUCCAUUCAUCAUUUUACACAUCUAAACAACAAAUCCCGACCUGUCCUGUGCGCAAAGGGAAAAACUGAUGAUGGGUGAGAAAAAAUGACGAGGGAAAACACUGGGCGGAUUACUAGGAUUGGAUGGUACGAGUGAUGCAAUCCCUGCAUCCUCCGAAGCCCCAACUGGAUCCCGGAGAAUCUGGCCGGAUAUUUUGCCUCACCGAGUUUCAUUAAUGACAAUUACUACCUUUACCGAGCGAGCACACUUUUAACAAGUGCUUCUUCGUUACGAGUGUUUUUCUCCACGCCCGUGGAAUAGGACCAGAACAUCUUCAACAUCGGUGGAAGGAGCAUGAAAUCUUAAUGCCAAUUGUUGAACGACUGAUGUGAGUCAAUCAAUCACGCUAAUUACGAGCAUUUAUUUGUGCAUAUUUAAUCGUGAUUUGGUUUCUUUCAUUUGUUGCAGUGCAGCUUUAGAUGUUGUGAAGCACGUCCUUUGCUUCGAGCUGCACCCUGGAGAAUUGCGUAUCGACUCUUUGUCGCUCCUCGUAUUAAACUGAAACGCUCGGUUGCAUUUUAGAUUUCAGAUACUUGAUCGGUUUUCCAUUCGUCUUGGAUUUUUCUUUUUUUUUUCUCCGCGCAUAACCUACAGGGAAAAAAUUUACCGUCGCAUCCCCUUUCAUCUUCACUAUGAAUUACCUGCGACGUCGACUAUCGGACAGUAAUUUCAUGUCCAACCUCCCCAAUGGCUACAUGACCGAUUUACAGCGGCCUGAUCCGCCGCAGCAGAGCCCAGCCCCGGUGCUCUCGCCGGGCUCUCAAGAGAGGCGUCAACCCCCCAGCCAGUCUACCGGCUCUACCGCCGGCUUCUUUUCCUCCAUUUCCAACGCCGUCAAACAGACCACCGCCGCAGCCGCCGCAACCUUUAACGAGGCCACCGAGAGAGGAAUCGGCUCGAGCAACGCCAAGAUCCUCCUGGUCAUUGAUGACCAGCAGACAGACUGGGCAAAGGUAUUCAAAGGCAAGAAGGUUCAUGGUGAAUUUGACAUCAAAGUAGAGCAGGCUGACUUCUCUGAGGUUAAUCUCGUGGCUCAUGCAACGGGAAGCUACAGCGUGGACAUUGAGGCCAUCCGCAAUGGCAACAAAAUCACAAAGUGUUUCAAGCCAGAUUUUGUGCUGGUGCGACAGCAUGCUUUUAGUAUGGCCAAGAAUGGCGACCACAGAAACAUUGUGAUUGGACUUCAGUAUGCUGGUCUGCCCAGUGUCAAUUCCCUUCACUCAGUCUACAACUUCUGUGACAAACCAUGGGUGUUCGCUCAGUUGUCCAGAUUGUACAAGCAGUUGGGUCCAGAGGAGUUCCCACUGAUUGACCAGAUUUAUUACCCCAACCACAAGGAGAUGAUCACAACACCUGGCUUUCCUGUGGUAGUGAAGAUGGGUCAUGCUCACUCUGGCAUGGGAAAGGUCAAAGUGGACAAUCAAUAUGAUUUCCAAGACAUUGCUAGUGUUGUAGCUUUGACAAAGACAUAUGCCACAUCUGAGCCUUUUAUUGACGCCAAGUAUGACAUCCGAAUCCAGAAAAUCGGUGACAAUUACAAGGCCUACAUGAGGACAUCUAUAUCAGGCAACUGGAAGACCAACACCGGAUCAGCCAUGUUAGAGCAGGUGGCCAUGUCUGACAGGUAUCGUAUGUGGGUGGACGUAUGCUCUGAGGUUUUCGGAGGUCUUGAUAUAUGUGCUGUAGAGGCAUUGCAUGGUAAAGACGGUCGAGAUUACAUCACUGAGGUCGUGGGAUGCUCAAUGCCUCUCAUAGGAGAUCAGCAGGAUGAGGACCGUGCUCUAAUAGCUGAUAUUGUUGUGGCUAAAAUGAACCAGACUGUGGCACGCACUUCAGCUCCCACUCCAGUCUGUUCUCAGGGCCCAGCUGUUUCACCUCAACCCAUCUCCCAACCCAAAGUCCCCCAGGCACAACAGCGCCCUCCUCCACAGGGAGGUCCACAACAAACAGCUGCUAGCACUACUGCUGCUCGUCAAGGAACCCCACCACAACAGCGUCCCUCUCCCCAGGGCCAGCCCCCUGCCCAAACCCAGUCUGUGACCAGUCCUAAUGCCCAGAACCCCCCUGCCCAACAAACCCGGCCCAAUCAACCCCCACAGCGACAAGCCAGUCAAGGGGCCGCAGGUCAGCCGAGGCCCCCCACAGCACAGGGUCCCGCCCAGCGUGGCCCAGGUAGCUCUCCUCAGUCACCAAGGCCCCAGCAAGGUGGUCCGCAACAGCAGCCACAGAGGCCUCAAACUGGUGGCCAGGGUCCCAAACCAGCUGGCCAGCCUCAGCAGAGGCCUCAACAGCCAAGACAAGGCCAGCCAACCAGGCAGCCCACCCAGGGUGGGUCACAGCCGACCCAGGACGCCCCUCAACCAGCCCCGCAACAGCAGGGCAGUCCACGUCCUCCUACCACUCAGCAACCACGGCCUACUGCACAGGGCCAGGGAGGUCCAGGAGGUGCACGACCUCCCCUGCAGCAGAAACCCACACCUCCACAGAAACCAAGUCCUGAUCACCCGGCUCUGAGUGGAUCGCCGCAGCUUAACAAAUCCCAGUCUCUUACCAAUACAUUCAACAUUCCAGAAACGCCGGCCGCCCAGCACCAAAGUCCUAGUCAGGACGAAGCCAAGGCUGAGACCAUCCGCAACCUUCGGAAAUCCUUUGCAAGCCUCUUCUCCGUGGAAUAAACACACACACACACACGCACGCACACACACACAAACACACACACACACACACACACACAGAGAGGUUAUGGAGUCUUAAAAAAAGAAAAGAAAACAUGUAUUCUCGGACAUUUGUCAAUUAUACACAGUAAGGACCAAUUAUAUCACACAUUGCAGUGCACACCAGAUCCGUGCACGUCAAUUUGCAGUAUGCGACAUUAAUAAAACACUGCCUGCAUUGUUAAAGACUGCAAUGUGAAGUGAGAAAUCACAGCAUUACUGCAGUUAAAUCUUUUAACACAGCUGAAUUCUUUAGACACAUUCCCAGUUUUUCGAGUCCAACUGAUGAAGGAAGGUGUGAAAAAAAAUAAACCACACACAGAAACACUCACACGCACCCUUUUACACUACCUACACAGUGACUGGACCCACAUACACUUAGCACACGUGCUAUCUCUAUUCAUUCCAGUCUCCUAUUAUUAACUUAUAAUCCUAGAACCUUUUUGAAAAUGAAAAGUUUUGGUGGACAUUUUGUUGUAAAACCAUCCACCGUCACGCUCUCUCAGAUAUAUGAUAUCUGAAAUAUGUCUGCUAAUUGUCCGAAGCAUGUUCUGUUAAAAAAAGGGGCACCAUCUAAUGAUUUUGAAUGGUUUAUCGUUCCGUAUUUGACAUGCUUGAGCAGGAUUUGGGAUUUUGCAAUGAUGACCCAUUGUGACAUUGUCAAAAUUCUGCACAAGCUUCCAUCAUCGAAACUAACCCCUGCGGCUGUUAGUGCUAGCCACCUGCGAUACUUGCAUGUCACUUAAGGAGAACGUAGUCGCACAAUGUGGGUGGCCUUGCUUUGUGUCGUGUCGUUGCACCUAGAUAAGGUAGUUGUAGUGAAAACUUUGUUUCAUUUUUGUGAGCAAGCUGUCGCUGCUUCCCUGACGUCCCUUUUCCUGACAAGACACACACAAUGGUACACCCUCCGACGUGUUGAAUAUGCCUUAGCCAGAUAGGCAUACAAAAAGAGAUUGGUUUUGUGCAAUCACAUAUGUCUCAGGGAUGUCCUGAAGAGAAAGUCAAAAUGACCUAGUGUCAUUGAUCAGGUCUUCCAACCCAUUACUGUAGAGAGUUACUGAUUGCGAAGGCCAGUAAAGGGAGGAAUCCGUCGAAUGUAUUCGAUUGCUACAUAAACAUGUUUGCACACUAAUACUGUAACACUUGAGAACAUACGAGAUGGUUGAAAGCUCAGGAAGGUUUGUUGCAUCAAGAGAAGGUAUGUUUUGCAUGACUGGAUGAGUAUGUGGGUGUUUGGAGCUGCUUGUUCAUUAUACUUGGGCCCUAUGAAAACGCAAAGCCAAAAUACAAAGCCAAGGAUGCCAUCAGCAGCAAACGUCUACACUGAAAGAUCAUCUUUAGAGGAGAUGCUCGUCACAUGUUGGGUUUUAGACUAAACCGCAUUUAGUAUGACCUAGUGUGAUCCCAGUUACAGAAUGUGGAUCCUUAAACCAACUACUCCUGAAACUUCUCGCCAUAUCCAAGGAGUUUAGAGCUGAACCGGCAGUGUCUUCCACAAGUGACGAUAAAACAUCCCAAUACUGGUGUGUUUUAGGCAAUAGAUUUAGUCAAGGAGUCCGACCCAAUCCUGAAAACUCCCCUGCUUUCCCGCUCACCAGCCUGUUGUGUUUUUUUCAUAGUGAUCCAUUUGUGACAAAUGGUGUGUUAAUGUGUAUAUAUAUGUAUAAUGUAAUGUUGUACCGUAAACUGUUUCAACCAAAUAGAAGUGUUGUACAGAUCUUAACUCAACAAAUGAUGCAAACGUCCUGUAUUUGAUUUGAUCCUCAAAAGGUGAUCGUUGUGGGUCUUGUGUAAGACAGGAUUUUACUUCAAUCAGAUGUGAUAAUAGGUUGUGCAAUAUCUCCACUGUAAACUAAACCUAACAGUUCUGUGUUCUUUAUUUGACCCGUUUUGUGACAAAUGCAGUUGUUAAAACUCAUCUUCAGUGUAUCCAUUGAUAUGAUUGUAAGUGGCUUGACUGGUUCACAUAUGUGAUUAUCUAGAUGGUACUCUAUGAUAUUGUUGUGGCUCAGGCAAACUUUCUGUGCUCUUCUAUGUGAUUCAUGUUUUUAAUGGUUAGGAUAGAUAUGUAUGUUAAAUGAUGGCUUUAAUAAAUGUCUAAGGAAUAACUAUCACUGAUGCAAUCAAGUUUUGGAGGCAAAUGAAAUUUCAGUACUUUAUUUGAAUAUUGCAGUACUUAUGGAAACCAUGCCUGAGGUUUGUACUUCAUGAUUUGGUUUAAGUUUGUGUACUUUUGUGUACUUUCUUAUUUACAUAGCCUAUUCAGAAGAAUUAUCGCCUUUUAAAGAAAAUGUAUUCAAAUGGGUCAUAAUUUCUAAAUAGGUUUGACUGUUUGAUUCUCAGUGAAUUUUAUUGUCUGUUCAUGCCUGCCAAUUGUAUAAAGAAAGGAAGAUAUAAAAUUGAAUCACAGAUAUAUAGAAUUAUAGUCUUAAAUUCUAUUAAAAUUAAAAAAAUAUUGUUAAACAUUGUGUAGUAUUACACAAACAGAUGCAACUUUGAUGUGAUCUUCAAUGUAGCUUAAUAAUGGUGUCAAAUUACUAUGCUAAAGUGUGCACAUAAUCAAUAAAGUCUAUCAAAUAA
This is a messenger RNA of Carassius auratus (goldfish), 5335 nucleotides long. RefSeq names its product synapsin I (gene syn1). Gene Ontology annotation, molecular function: ATP binding. NCBI's taxonomy places the organism in Eukaryota, Metazoa, Chordata, Actinopteri, Cypriniformes, Cyprinidae. Gene Ontology annotation, cellular component: synaptic vesicle membrane; synaptic vesicle. The coding region runs from base 674 to 2716 and encodes 680 amino acids. The transcript is spliced from 13 exons. Gene Ontology annotation, biological process: neurotransmitter secretion. The record is from RefSeq and is a predicted model, not a curated record.